Messenger RNA from Vollenhovia emeryi, 1217 nucleotides. RefSeq names its product NEDD8-conjugating enzyme UBE2F-like. The transcript is spliced from 6 exons. The coding region runs from base 388 to 930 and encodes 180 amino acids. NCBI's taxonomy places the organism in Eukaryota, Metazoa, Arthropoda, Insecta, Hymenoptera, Formicidae. The record is from RefSeq and is a predicted model, not a curated record.
UGAGAUACGAGAUUUAUGAUUCAUGACGCCGAGAGAAAUACACACCUCGAGACCUGCGGUUUUUCUCGGAGGUUCACGUUGCGCAAUUAAAUAAUGAGAAAAUAAACAGAGAUGAAAAAGCCACCCUUAGAGACUCUUUAAUGUACCGGGCUAGAGGUGACACGGAAACGAGGCUAAUUAAGUUUGGCAACGAAAGUGUCUCUUUAAUUCGAGCGCAACGUAUAUCGAAACUUUGCGUUUUAUGAACGUUAAAAUUCUACAUGGCGUCCACCUUUCGGCGCCCUUUUCUGUUAUUGUGCCAGUAAUAUCGUUGGUGUUACGCACGAACGCUUGUUUUGUACGCGAUUUCUACCUUGCUUCUCGUUUAAGUUUUUAGUGCAGCUUAAUAUGAUUACAUUACGAGGGAAGCUCAAGAAGGACAAUGACAUAGCGAACUCAAAGAACUACAACAGGCGAGUCUCGAUACGAGAUAAAUUACUGGUCAAAGAGGUACAGGAGAUGCAACAGACCUUGCCGAUAACUUGUCAAGUCACAUUCGAGGAUCCGCAUCGUCUUCACGAAUUUAGCCUGCUAAUUGUACCGGAUGAGGGAUACUGGAUUGGCGGCCGUUUCUUCUUUCAAAUCUGUAUAAGUGAAGAUUACAACAUGGCGCCACCAAUAGUAAAGUGUUUAACGAAGCUAUGGCAUCCUAACAUCAGCGAGGAUGGCGAUGUAUGUUUAUCCAUUCUAAGACAAAGCAGCAUCGAUGGAAUGGGAUGGGCACCAACGCGCAAACUGAAAGACGUUGUGUGGGGUUUAAAUUCUCUUUUCACUGAUCUCCUAAACUUUGACGAUCCUCUAAACAGAGAUGCAGCGGAUUUGUUUGUCAAGGAUAAAGAGUCCUUUCGAAGUAAAGUUAAAGAUUAUGUAAUGCAAUUUGCAAAGAGAUGAUUUACAUUGUAACAUUUUAAUUAACAAAUAAUUCUUUACAUUUUUCAAAUUGGUUUUGUGCCUCUUUUUUAGUGUACAAGUACAGAACUUGCUCAAAUGUGCUUUAGGUUGAUUUACUUUUGCUAGUCUUUUUACCUGAAAGAGAUUGAUCUUUCAGUUUCAUACAAUCGAAUUCUCGGACUGUUGUAACGAAAUUGCAUUAAUAUACAUUAAUUGCGAUCUAUACUAUUACAUAUAUAUGAGAAAAAUGUAAACGUAUUUCGAGGAUUAAAACUACAUCACACACA